Messenger RNA from Otolemur garnettii (small-eared galago), 3770 nucleotides. It is a transcript of the gene TMEM201, whose product is annotated as transmembrane protein 201. Gene Ontology annotation, molecular function: actin filament binding; lamin binding. Gene Ontology annotation, biological process: nuclear migration along microtubule. NCBI's taxonomy places the organism in Eukaryota, Metazoa, Chordata, Mammalia, Primates, Galagidae. The record is from RefSeq and is a predicted model, not a curated record. Gene Ontology annotation, cellular component: nuclear inner membrane. The transcript is spliced from 11 exons. The coding region runs from base 97 to 2103 and encodes 668 amino acids.
CACGGCGGGAGGAGGCGCGCGUCUGCGACCCGCGUCCACCCAGCGGCCCGCGCCCCGGGCCCAGCCGCAGCCCGCAGUCCUUCCGCGCGGGAAACCAUGGAGGGAGUGAGCGCACUGCUGGCCCGCUGCCCUACUGCUGGCCUGGCUGGCGGCCUGGGAGUCACGGCAUGCGCCGCGGCCGGCGUGCUGCUCUACCGGAUCGCACGGAGGAUGAAGCCAACACACACAAUGGUUAACUGCUGGUUCUGCAACCAAGACACACUCGUGCCCUACGGGAACCGCAACUGCUGGGACUGUCCUCACUGUGAGCAGUACAACGGCUUCCAGGAGAAUGGCGACUACAACAAGCCAAUCCCUGCCCAGUACAUGGAGCACCUGAACCACGUGGUGAGCAGCACACCCAGCCUCCGCGACCCCGCACAGCCGCAGCAGUGGGUGAGCAGCCAAGUCCUGCUAUGUAAGAGGUGCAGCCACCACCAGACCACCAAGAUCAAGCAAUUGGCUGCCUUCUCUCCACGUGAAGAGGGCAGGUACGACGAGGAGGUGGAGGUGUACCGGCACCACCUGGAGCAGAUGUAUAAGCUGUGCCGGCCGUGCCAGGCAGCUGUUGAGUACUACAUCAAGCACCAGAACCGACAGCUGCGUGCCCUGCUGCUCAGCCACCAGUUCAAGCGCCGGGAGGCCGACCAGACCCACGUGCAGAGCUUCUGCUCGUCCACAGUGAAGGCCCCAGCCCAGGUCAUCCUGCUCCGUGCCCUUGCCUUCCUGGCCUGCGCUUUCCUGCUGACGGCCGCGCUGUAUGGCAGCAGUGACCCCUUUGCCCCCGGGGCUACCCUGCCCUUGGCCCUGCCACCUGGCGGCAAUGGCUCUGCCACACCCAACAACAGUACUGCACCUGGGGCUGACAGCUGGCGGCAGCUGCUGGGCCUGCUGCCCGAACACGCGGCAGGGAAGCUGCGUGAGGCCUGGGCCUUUGGGCAGAGCCACCAGAUGGGCGUUGUGGUGUUGGGCCUGCUCACCUGCCUCCUGGCCAUGCUGCUGGCUGGCCGCAUCAGGCUCCGUAGGAUCGACGCCUUCUGCACCUGCCUGUGGGCCCUGCUGCUUGGGCUGCACCUGGUGGAGCAGCACCUGCAGGCUGCCUCGCCCAGCUGGCUAGACACGCUCAAGUUCAGCACCACGUCCCUGUGCUGUCUGGUGGGCUUCACGGCAGCUGUGGCCACAAGGAAAGCAACAGGCUCACGGAGGUUCCGGCCCCGAAGGUACUACCCAGGAGACUCUGCCGGCCUCUUCCCCACCAGCCCCAGCCUGGCCGUUUCUUGCCCAAGUGUCGGAGGCUCUUCACCAUCCCUGUUCAUCCCCACCCCACCUGGCUUCCUGCCCCUUGCCAACCAGCAGCUGUUCCGGUCUCCCCGACGGGCCUCACCCUCCUCACUGCCAGGCCGCCUCAGCCGGGCCCUGUCACUGGGAACCAUCCCCUCUCUGACGCGAGCAGACUCCGGCUAUCUGUUCAGUGGGAGCCGCCCACCAUCUCAGGUGUCCCGGUCUGCGGAGCUUCCUGUUUCAGAUUACUUCUCUCUGCUAUCUGGGAGCUGCCCUUCCCCGCUCCCUUCCCCAGCACCCUCCGUGGCUGGCUCAGUGGCCUCCAGCUCUGGCUCCCUGCGACACCGACACCGCAGGCCCCUCAUCAGCCCUGCCCGGCUCAACCUGAAGGGCCAGAAGCUUCUGCUGUUCCAGACCCCGCCUGGGGAGGCCCCCGCCACCCCCAGCAGCUCGGAUGCUCACUCACAUCACAAUGGCAGCCUCUUUGCCGUGGAGCCGCCCCAGGUCCCCCGGCGGCAGCCCCUGCAAGACACGAAGCAUGCUGUGGAUGUGAGAUCACAGCCAGAAGGAGGCAGUGCCUGCAGCAGCCGCUCCAUCAAAAAAGAGGAUGACUCAUCCCAGUCGUCCACCUGUGUGGUGGACACCACCACCAGGGGCUGUGCAGAGGAGGCCAUAGCCUGGAAAGGUCGUUUCAGCCCCUCCGUGAUCCGGGGCCUCCUGGCCGUGAGCUUGGCUGCCAACGCCGUCUUCACCUCAGCGUACCUAUACCAGAGCCUGCGCUGACCCACUGUCAUUGACCGUCAGCGGGUAGCACCCGGUGCAUGCUGUUCCCACCACUGCCGGCCUCAGAGCCCUCCCUGGAUGGGCCCUUGUCUCCAGGGCCCUUGACCUUCCCGGACUAGGAGUCCCUGCCCUCAGGACAACUGCAUCUCGUCCCCUGACAGACAGCAGGGCUGAGUGUGGGUUUGGGGUCACACACUCUGCCUACCCAUCUCCUUGGCUGACUUUAGUUGUGUGUUUGGUGCUGACAUUCUGACCCCAAAGCCAGGGAUCCCCAAGGGCUGCAUGACCCUGGGGCCCCACCCCCCUCUGCCGUUCUGCCCUGUCAGGACGUGUGACUACUGUAACCACCACAGUAGUGCCGGGCUGCCCUGGACCCUGUGCCCUGGGGCUGUGCUCACAUCUUCGUACUGUAUUCCCUGUGGCCCCAAGGAAGGGUGUCAUCCGACCUGCCUUGCCCUUCUUUUGGGGGUGUGCAGAGGGUCACUGGCUCCUCACAGCCCCUGGGUCUCGGCAGCCAGGAGCCCGCUGGACCUUAGGACCUGCCCCUCCUAUGGUCCCCCUCUCCUGCUGCGUGUACCCCUGUUUUGUGACCUAUGGUGACUUUCCCAGGAAGCAGCCCCUUUACCCCAAGGACACAGAGCCCAGGGCCUACCUUGCCCCAUUUCUCUAGGCCUGGCUCUCUGGCCCCUGGGCUGUACCUUAAGCUAUAGGGCAGGUAGGGUGGGGUCCUCCAGGUGUCAGGUUCAGCCGAUCCCUCCCCACCCUGCUGGGCACCUGGCUCCUCUCAGCCACUGAGACCCAACUGUCUUUCUCUUGCAUUGUGUCCCCUCUGGGCUCCACAUGACCUCUGUCUCCCAGGCCACCCCACUAGUGUUUUUUCCUGCCCAGUGCCCUUGGUCCCACCGCCGCCUUCUGCCUGGCUCUGCCCCAGGGAGGAGGGAGAAGGGGCCUUGGUCUGGACUGGGCAGGGUGAGUACAUCUGUCCCUCAGAGUCUGUGCCACUAAGGGAGGAAACGGCUGCCGCAGUGAGUUCUGAGACUUAGAGUAGGGGCACGGGGGCAGGAGGAAGGGUCUUCACUCUGUCAUUCAGGGAUAAAGUUUAAUUUUAUUUUUCUACAUAUUUGCCAGGUAAGGCAUUUUGCUGAUAAGCAGGAUGUCCCCAGUUCUCCCUGCUAGGGAGGUUUCAUUUUUUUAAGCUUUGGGUGCUUUUUUAAUAAUUUGUUUUAACAUGGGGAAGGAGAUUGUGCUGACUUCACCUUCCCCCUCCUAUCCCCUGAGCUCCCCACACUGUGCCCUGCCCCGUCCACCCCUAGAAUGUGGGGAGCGGAGCGGGGUGGUGCCAGGACUCAAGUCCAACUGCCACAGAUGGUUCCAACUUGGAGAUGGUGCCUCCUGGUCCCCAUUUGUGUGGUGGGCAUGUGUGUCGAGUUUUUUAAUUUUAUUUUUUGCUUAACCAAACCAAACUCCAUUCCCAGACACCCUUCCUUGCUGGCUCCUCUCACAGCCAGGCUGGCCUGGCCUGUCCUGCCCCGACUGUGGUCCCAGCAUCCCCGGGGGACAGGCUAGGCGGGAGGGGGUUUUACUUUUGUUUCACACAGAAAACACAACCUUAUUUUUCUUUACAAAAACAAAAAAGGAAACCAAAAAAGAUACAGCCUUUGAACUAU